Styela clava is the source of this 2118-nucleotide messenger RNA. Its product is annotated as putative GMC-type oxidoreductase Mb1310. NCBI's taxonomy places the organism in Eukaryota, Metazoa, Chordata, Ascidiacea, Stolidobranchia, Styelidae. Gene Ontology annotation, cellular component: mitochondrial inner membrane. The record is from RefSeq and is a predicted model, not a curated record. Gene Ontology annotation, molecular function: flavin adenine dinucleotide binding; choline dehydrogenase activity.
UCGUGAUGAAGGAUUACAGUAUCAUUGCGUUGUUGCUUACGCUUCUUGCGCAGAAACCGUAUGAUCCUAUGCUUACUGAUGAACCGUUUAAUGAAUACGAUUUCAUCGUUGUGGGGGCUGGCACAUCGGGCGCUGUUGUGGCUAGUAGGCUAUCUGAAAUUCCCGAAGUUACUGUCCUACUGCUUGAAGCUGGAGACACGGAUUUUGGUAACCAUUUGGUCAAAUACCCAAAUAGUUUUAACAAGUUACAGCGAACAUCAGUAAACUGGAAUUAUGACAUUGUUGAUCAAAAACAUUCAUUUCUUCAGAUGGAAAAGCCAUCAAAGUACCCUCGAGGUAAAAUUUUGGGAGGAACGUCAUCGAUUAACGGAAUGGUGUACUUGAGAGGAAGUCCACAUGACUAUGAUUCCUGGCAAGAUCACGGAGCAAAGGGAUGGAGUUGGAAGGAUGUCGAAGUAUUUUUCAAAAAAGUUGAAAAUGCCGUUGGUGACGAAAUAUCAGACCGUUUAGGCCGCGGAGGAAUGCUUAAUGUUAGCCGUGGUUAUCGAAGUCAAAUGUAUGACAAGUGGAUAAAAGCCGGGAAAGAAAUUGGCAUCAAAGAAGUAGACUAUUUUGAAGAAGUAGAAGGAAUAUCCAGAUUGGUGUGUACCUAUUAUGAAGGAAUAAGACAGUCAUCUUCCGAUGCGUUUUUACGUCCUGUGUAUGAGGAAAGAAAAGACCGUCUUCACAUUGUGACAAAUGCACGUGUCGGUAAAGUGCUUUUUGAUACUGAUGAAAAUGGCAAACUAUCGGCUAACGGUGUAACCUACAUUAAAAAUGGGAAAGAGAAAAUUGUAAAAGCACGAAAGGAAGUUAUUCUAUCCGCGGGAGUGAUAGAAACUCCACAUAUUUUGAUGUUAUCUGGGAUCGGCCCCAAGAACCACUUGGAGGAUAUGAUGAUCAAGGUUGUAGUGGAUGCUCCUGGUGUUGGAUCUAACAUGGAAGACCACUUCAAUAACCCAAUAUAUUUCAAACUGAACAGUCCACGGUAUUAUGGGCAGACAAAGAAUUCGAUGAAAGAAUAUAUUUUAAAUGGAACUGGAGCUUUAUCCACAAUAGUUGGAAUAGAUGGAGUUCUUCAUCACAGAACAAAAUACUUUGGAACUGACGUUAGCUUGAGUACAAAGAAACGACCAUUUCCGAUGAUUGAAGCAUUGUUUGUUCCAUUUCCAUAUCCUAUUGUUUUCUCUACUCACGAGAAGCCUGCGUUUCACUCUGGUGCUGUAUUAUAUCUUCAACAUCCAAAGUCAAAAGGAACGAUAAGUUUGAAUUCAACGAACCCAUUCGACCAACCGAUUAUUGAUCCUAAUUAUUUAUCAAAUCACGAUGAUGUAAAGAUUCUUAUUGAAGGUUUCAGGCAAUUAGAAAAGUUUGAAAUGACAGAGACAAUGAAGGAAACUGGUUUUACAAUGGUCGUGCCUGAUGUUUGCAAUGGGCAAAUGAACAAAAAUCCUCCCAGGUCCGAUGAGUUUUACGAAUGCUACGCGAGAUCUUUUAGUCGCGGAACACAUGCAUGUUGCACUGCAAAAAUGGGAGAUAAGGACGACAAAAUGGCUGUUGUUGACGAAAGACUCAGAGUACGUGGAGUUCAGGGACUGAGAAUUGCAGAUGCUUCAGUAAUGCCCCACAUCACGUCGUCAAAUACUCAGGCUCCUUGUUAUAUGAUUGGUCAAAGAGCAUCAGACAUGAUUAAGGAAGACUGGAGUUCAAUAUGAUGUGGAAUAAUAAUCGUGGACUAUCAUGUUGUUGUAAAACCUGAUAGUAAUAAAUUGGCAAAUCACGUUUCCAAUCAUUUCACUUACAUAAUGAUGAUUGUUUGGAAUUAACUUUGAAAUAUGACGAAAGUUCGCUUAGUGCAAGAUGCAAACUACUCUCCACGGUAGAUUUAUCAAAUGGAUAUUUUUAAACAUUGGUUUUGAUGUGUAUCGAAUAUGUGUAUUAUGUCUAUACCUGAGCACUAACCUUUGAUUCGUGUCUAUUGAUGUUGUGUUAUAGGAAUGACAUUAUCUAUUGGUGUUUCCAUCUGGAAUGUCUUCUGUUUGGAAUGUGAAUAAAAUCUGGUAUCUGGUCCUCGGGAAA